Messenger RNA from Lagenorhynchus albirostris (white-beaked dolphin), 2396 nucleotides. It is a transcript of the gene GNB4, whose product is annotated as G protein subunit beta 4. Gene Ontology annotation, molecular function: protein binding; signaling receptor complex adaptor activity. Lineage: Eukaryota; Metazoa; Chordata; Mammalia; Artiodactyla; Delphinidae. The coding region runs from base 179 to 1201 and encodes 340 amino acids. Gene Ontology annotation, biological process: G protein-coupled receptor signaling pathway. The transcript has 10 exons. The record is from RefSeq and is a predicted model, not a curated record. Gene Ontology annotation, cellular component: heterotrimeric G-protein complex; cytoplasm.
GGUGUGGUCGGCGGAUCUCGGCGGCGCUGGUCUCGGCGGUACUCUGCGCUCUGCAAGCCGGCUCCGCGCGCCAGGGGCUGCUGAGCGCCCAGCUGACCUCCGCACGUCCAGUCCACACGGGCCCAAGCUCCCUUCAGUGACUUUCAUUUGUUAGUUUCUGAGGUAAACAAAUUCAAGGAUGAGUGAGCUGGAACAGUUGAGGCAGGAGGCUGAGCAGCUGCGGAAUCAGAUCCAGGAUGCUAGAAAAGCAUGUAAUGAUGCCACACUUGUUCAGAUCACGUCAAAUAUGGAUUCCGUGGGGCGAAUACAAAUGCGAACAAGACGUACACUGAGGGGUCACCUAGCUAAAAUCUAUGCUAUGCACUGGGGAUAUGAUUCGAGGCUACUAGUCAGUGCUUCCCAAGAUGGAAAAUUAAUUAUUUGGGAUAGCUAUACAACAAAUAAGAUGCAUGCUAUUCCUUUGAGGUCCUCCUGGGUGAUGACCUGUGCUUAUGCUCCCUCUGGUAAUUAUGUUGCUUGUGGAGGACUGGACAACAUCUGCUCUAUAUAUAACUUGAAAACCAGAGAGGGAAAUGUGAGAGUGAGCCGAGAGUUACCGGGUCACACGGGCUACUUGUCCUGCUGUCGUUUUUUAGAUGACAGCCAAAUUGUUACAAGUUCAGGAGAUACAACUUGUGCUUUAUGGGACAUCGAAACUGCCCAGCAGACCACUACAUUCACUGGGCAUUCUGGAGAUGUGAUGAGUCUUUCUCUGAGUCCUGACAUGAGGACUUUUGUUUCUGGUGCUUGUGAUGCCUCUUCAAAAUUAUGGGAUAUUCGAGAUGGAAUGUGUAGACAGUCUUUCACUGGCCAUGUGUCGGAUAUUAAUGCUGUCAGUUUUUUCCCAAAUGGAUAUGCCUUUGCCACUGGCUCUGAUGAUGCUACUUGCCGGCUCUUUGACCUUCGUGCAGACCAAGAGUUAUUAUUGUAUUCUCAUGACAAUAUCAUCUGUGGGAUCACUUCCGUAGCCUUCUCAAAAAGUGGGCGUCUCCUGUUAGCUGGGUAUGAUGACUUCAAUUGUAACGUAUGGGACACACUAAAAGGAGAUCGUGCAGGUGUUCUUGCUGGUCAUGACAACCGUGUCAGCUGUUUAGGUGUAACUGAUGAUGGCAUGGCUGUGGCAACAGGGUCUUGGGACAGUUUUCUUAGAAUCUGGAAUUAACAGCACAAAUUUUCUGUUCUCCACUGAUACCUGGAGAAGUCAGUACUACAGCCUAUAGCUGUGCAAAAGAAUUUACCUUAUAUUUGCAGGUGAAGAUUUUUCUAUUAUUAUAUACAAAAAGAAGCUUUCAGUAAACUACAAAACAAAAAAAGGUGAAAACAAGGUAAAGGUGCUUGCUGAGAUCAGGACCAGUGUAUUAAUUUGAGGAGUUGAGCUAAUUUAACCUUGAUGAAUUUUUGCUUGUACUGUCUAAUUCUUUUUCUUUGUGUAGAACAGAAUGUACACAUUAUAGCAGCCUAUCAUGUUUGAGAGUAUGUGUUUGCAUUUUUUAAGAACUACAUUUUUAACCUUGUAUACCUUAAAAAGUGUCAUAGUUUUGAGUUUUAUAGUGGAGGAACCAGGCACAGUAAUAGAUGGAAGUGAUACCAUUGAUGUGUGUACUGAUAUUUGAAGCAAGUCCCCUUGUAUUCCGACCAUUUUGAUCUAAAAGAGAUCCUGGUUGCUUACUGUUUAAGAAUGCUGACAGGCCUAGGUACCACUGAGGGGAGUCCUUGUGAAUAUCAUUAGUUUCUGCAAUAUCCUCUGCCAUCUUAUCAAUUUAAAUUAGUGCUCAUGUUUAGUCUUUUGAAGGGGACAUAAUCUGAUGGCCAGGGAAUAGAGAUCUCACUCUGAAAUUUUAGACAUACAUAAGAAACUCGUAUUAUAUUAAUUGGUAGAUAGCAGUAAUCACAUGAGAAUGGUUUCUUGUUAUUUUAAAAAGCUGGUUAUGAUCAAAUGACACUUAGGUAGCAUUCGAAAUAGCUGGGCUUUCCUAUUGAUUUCAUAUUCUAGAACUGAGUUUGUAAGGUGCACUCAUUUCAGCAGAUUGAUGAACAUUUGGACUGUCCUUGCAUCUGAAAGAUUUUUCCCAGUGUUCUCCAUCAGUGUGUAUCUAGGUAGGAAAAAUAAUGUGAUGGCAUUACGUUUUUCAAAGAAGUAUAAAAUCUAACCAGUCACCAGGUCUGACUAGUUAUAAUCAUUAAGAAAGUUGCUUUAUGAAUUUGUUCACAUAAUAUAAAAUCUGAAUUGAUGUUAACUUUCCGUGCCUUCAAAAAUUUAAAAAGCAGACAUUCAAGCUUUUUGAUCUUCUGUAAUAUUUCCUCCCAUUAGCACAAAAUAUUGGUUUCUAAGUGGUUUUGCUUCAAAGGAUACCAAG